[Torrubiella] hemipterigena is the source of this 3004-nucleotide messenger RNA. The record is from the annotation of a GenBank genome assembly. NCBI's taxonomy places the organism in Eukaryota, Fungi, Ascomycota, Sordariomycetes, Hypocreales, Clavicipitaceae.
CAACAUUCAACUGCACCAGAUAAUGUCGCUCCCGAAAUCACCCUCCAAGCCAAUCCAUGUGCUCGUCAAUGGCGCCAACGGCUAUCUCGGCGCCGCUGUAUGUCGCUCAUUUCUCCGCGCCAGAGCGCCUCCCGGCCGCCACUAUGUUGUCUAUGGAUUGGUUCGCCGCGAAAGCACCGCAGAUGCACUCGCAAGAGAUGAAGUGAUACCAAUUGUUGGAUCGAUUUCAGACCCAGAUGGCCUGAGCAAUAUCCUCUUCGGCCAUAGCAAAACAUGGGAUGUCAUCGCCACCUGCACAGAGCCGUCGAAGGUUGAUGCCGCGGUAGAGGCCCAACAUUGGACAGAUAUCAUUCACAUUAUUGUCAAGCUUGCUACCUCGUCGGUGGAAACCGCCAACAUUCGCCCGUUUGUGCUCUGGUCAUCGGGAUGCAAGGACUACGGCACGACUCUGCUUCAUGGCGACUCGCUGCUGAAAGCCCAUGACGAAUCAUCGCCCAUCCAGCCUGUUCCCCAGAUCAAAGGCCGUACGGAAGGCGCAAGAAGGGCUAUUGAAGCGUCAGAUAAAAACGGAGGAUCUGGGGCCUUUGACAUUGCAGUACUCCGUCCGACACCGCUUUAUGGAUACAGCGGCAGCUAUUAUAGCGCUGCGUUUGCCUACAUGGAUGAGUAUGCGGCUGCCAUCCAAGGCCAUCGCCAAACAGCAGACAAGGUGAAGCUCGGUAUUUCUGGGCAAGGCAUUCUCCAUGGCCUUCAUGUUGAUGACUGUAGCGAUGCCUACGUCGCCCUGGCCGAGACUGCUUUAUACGGUACGACAGCAAAUGGCGGAUUAGACGCUGAGGCAGGCCGAGCAGAGGUAUCUGGGCAAGUGUUCAACAUUGGAACAGAGGAAUACGAAACGGUAGAACAAAUAGUCACGGCACUGUCUACAGAUUAUGGCUUUGUCGGCGCGGAGUUCGAUGUGCCUGAGCAAGAUCUUCCAGAGAGCAUGCGCAAUAAUACCAACAUGUACGUCUUUGGGCAUAGUCAGUGGGUAGCAAGCGAAAAGAUUCGCCGCUUGACGGGCUGGAGGGAGAGACGCCCGCUGUUCUAUCAGAACAUCAGUGUAUACCGGUUAGCCUACGAGGCAGCCAGGCAGACUGGUGAUGAUGUAAUUGGUAAGGUGCAGCGCCGGUUUGGAGGCAACUGGAAUGAAGAGGCCAAAUGACGACAGUAUCUACACUGGCGCAUCCUCACGUAACCAGUGAGCAGGUAGCCAAACACACAAUCUAGCAUUAUUGAAUGUAGCACUUUGAAGCUCAGAGGCCAUAGUCUGGCUUGCACACCGUGCCUACUACAGUACACCUUACACCUACCUCUCCCAAUUUGUCGUCCGUUCGGUAGCUCGCCUUAUUCUCGUCCUGGUCUGCCCUACCGAAUGUCCCCUGGCCCUUCGAACCUUGUACAACAAUCGAAAGAAUACGAAUGCAGGUCUAAGACAACGGUUAAAUCAGCCUUGCAAAUACGCCGCAAGACAAGCUGUUAGACGCAGCACCCACACCCCAGAUUCUGGUCUGUCACCCAGGACCGGUACCAAAUCGCUCUCUCCCUCUCAGCUGAGGCUGAAUCGGUGGGCGUUGAUCGCGCAGAACAGCCCCAUUGCCUCGCCUAGGCGCUGCGUGGACAACGUUAGCGGCUCGCCAAGACAAAGCAAAAAUACCUUAUUUCAAUAAGCUAAGUCAUAAUGAACUCAGCUUCCGCUCGUAUUCAAUUAAAAGUCGUUGCGAGACACGAGAUGGUGAUGAAUGGGCGGGUGGUUGAUCCCUCCCCGUACUUUGCACCCAACACCAGAACUGGUUUUCCCAACCUCCGCGGAGAAUAGCCCUACCCCCCUCCUCAAUUGCCGACCUCGUUUUUUAUCGCUAAUAUAAAUGGCAAAAACGGCUAACUGGAAUACCGGGAUUAUGGAUAGUCAUGAGUGGGCGGGUCAAUACUCUGUAACUUGCGUUAGGGCGGCGAGACGAGUGUCAGCAAUAAACUCCUCAGGGUCUUUUUUUUUGUAGAGUACUUUGUACUUGGGCCGGCGUGACGAUCGGUGAGAGGUGAACGAAGGGUUACAUUGGGAAAUGGCGCCCAAAGAGGUUCUAGCGGCCUUCGUUCUCCUCUUCCUUCGUGACCAUCCAAUGCAAUGCUGCCCUGAUCCGACUCAUUGUUUGUACUUUUAAUCCCAGCAGAGUUACAGCGUACCUGUUUUCACCUGUUCCGGAGACGUCUGUACACCUCGCAUGAGUUGGGUGGCAUCGCACGCAGACAGUGGGUUCGACCGAGCUGAGUGCUACUGUGCUGGUAGGGUGAAUACGACGGAAAACACGGCACUCGCCGCCCGUUGGUAUUACCGUGGUCGGCGCAUAUCCAGGACGUACGUCGUUGGUCGGCUGUAUUGCGACGCUGUGCGCAUGUAAGCAGAUCGGCGCUGGUGCGUCAUGCUUUGCUGCGCUUCUCGCACGGCGUGAUUUUUGUUUCGCCUCGGUGAUAAGACUAGCCUGGCGAUCAGACGGCGGUGUUUAUGCCGCUGACACAUACUAGCAGAAACGCAAGGGUGAUGAUGUGUUUGGAAAGCGAAUGGGCAUGGUUGUGUAGUACGCAUGAGCAGCAGUCGCUAGGCAGAAACAUAAUAGCCUGCAUAUCAGGCUGGGAAAGAAAAUGAUGUACGUUUCGGUGGAAUGGAAACAUGUUAUGCAGGUAUGGCAUAAUUCAUCCCAUUAACUUGCAGGGGAGCGUAGCAGCAUUUACAGCACACACUAGGUCAGAGAGGGGACGCUACCCUACAGGAGAAAUGCAUUUACAAACAGCGACUAGACUAGAGACUUUGCAUAGUACAAUAAUGGGUUAAUAUUUUGAGUGUGUUUUAAAAUGGCAUAUUUGUUACAUCGGUUUCAAAAUGGUGAUUUUGCGUCUCAAGCGUUGACUCUAUCAACAUUCGAGACUCUGACUUUCUGUGCGGUCCUUCUUAUCGGAUCCGGCCACC